Silurus meridionalis is the source of this 4535-nucleotide messenger RNA. Its product is annotated as AFG3-like protein 1. Gene Ontology annotation, cellular component: membrane; m-AAA complex. The transcript is spliced from 16 exons. The coding region runs from base 117 to 2444 and encodes 775 amino acids. The record is from RefSeq and is a predicted model, not a curated record. Gene Ontology annotation, molecular function: ATP binding; zinc ion binding; metalloendopeptidase activity. NCBI's taxonomy places the organism in Eukaryota, Metazoa, Chordata, Actinopteri, Siluriformes, Siluridae. Gene Ontology annotation, biological process: mitochondrial protein processing; protein-containing complex assembly.
UUUUGAUCAGGCAGCACGGGCACCCGGGACCUGCUGUUUACUCGCGUCAGCUACUUUUAUCUAUUUUGAGUUUCCUCGUCGUUUGGAGGAGACUUUUUUAUUUUUGUAGCUGUAAAAUGAGUCGGAUAUUGCGGUUGAUGUGUGCAGACUGCUGUAAGUCAGGAUUGGAGAGCUGGAGAAGAGGAUACAGCGGAUUUCACUCGAAUUCAGUCAAAGUGUUAAAGUUCAGGAAUUCUUCUUCACAUCGAGCAGAAAUACGAUUAGGACGGGAAGCUUUGUUGCUGUCACAAUCACGUGUUUUCGCCACCAAACCACCGAAAGGAUUUGAGAAGUUUUUUCCAAAGAGAUCGUCCUCAGAAACCGGAGAAAAACCAAGUGGACCCAAGUCCCAAAAGAGCCGAGGUGGAGCAGGAGACGAGGAGAAAAAGGAAGAUGGCAGUUGGUGGUCUCGCAUCUUACGAAGAGACAUCCCAUGGGACGAAAAGAGUUCCUGGAACGUCUUCUUCACAGGAGCUGGGCUGCUGGCGACUUUUCUUUAUUUAUACCUCAGAGAUAAAGGACGAGAGAUCUCCUGGAGGGAUUUCGUUAAUCACUACCUCGCUCGAGGCCUGGUCGAGAGGCUGGAGGUGAUCAAUAAACAGUACGUCAGAGUGAUUCCUGCUCGCGACCUCAACGCAUCAGACGUGAGUCACGUCUGGUUCAAUAUUGGUACCGUGGACACAUUUGAGAGGAAUUUGGAGCAAGCACAACAAGAGCUGGGUUUGGAGCGUUCACACAAGUUGUCGGUCUUGUACAGCACAGAGAAAGAUUGGUCGAUCCUCGCGAUCUUACUCCCAGUCAUCGCAGUCUUCGGUUUGCUCGUAUUCAGCUCGAAACAGUGGAAGCCUGGAGGAUGGCAGCGCAGGAGAGGAAACAACAUCUUCAGGAUGACUGAAUCCAAAGCUAAGAUAGUCAGAGACAGCAUUAAUGUCAGGCUGAAGGACGUUGCUGGCUGCGAAGAGGCCAAGCUGGAGAUUUUGGAGUUUGUGAACUUCCUGAAGAAGCCCAAACAGUACCAGGAACUUGGUGCUAGGAUCCCGCAGGGUGCAGUGUUAUCAGGUCCACCUGGCACUGGAAAGACCCUGCUGGCCAAAGCAACUGCUGGUGAAGCAGGAGUUCCUUUCAUAACAGUCAAUGGCUCAGAGUUUCAGGAGAUGUUCGUCGGAGUUGGAGCAGCCCGGGUGAGGGACACAUUUGCGCUGGCCAGAAGACACGCCCCCUGUAUCCUCUUCAUUGAUGAGAUUGAUGCGAUAGGCAGGAAGAGGGGCCAAGGACACUUCAGCGGGCAGAGCGAGCAGGAGAACACACUUAACCAGCUGCUGGUGGAAAUGGACGGCUUUAACAGCAGCACUAACGUCGUGGUCCUGGCUGCCACGAACCGCGUCGACAUUUUAGAUCCGGCACUUUUGAGACCUGGACGAUUCGACCGGCAUAUUUACAUAGGACCGCCUGAUAUUAAAGGCAGGGCUUCGGUCUUUAAAGUGCACAUGAGGCCACUGAAGCUGGAUUCCAGUUUGACCUCAGAGAAUUUGGCGAGGAAACUGGCUGCUCUCACACCUGGUUUCACAGGAGCCGAUAUCGCAAACGUCUGUAACGAGGCAGCUCUCAUCGCGGCACGGCACCUCGGCCCGGCCGUGACCUCCAGACACUUUGAGCAAGCUGUGGAGCGGGUGAUCGGAGGGCUGGAAAAGAAGACGAGGGUUCUGCAGCCUGCUGAGAAAACCACAGUAGCGUACCACGAGGCCGGUCAUGCUGUCGUAGGCUGGUUCCUGGAGCACGCCGACCCGCUGCUGAAGUUAUCCAUCAUACCUCGAGGUAAAGGUCUGGGCUACGCUCAGUACCAGCCCACGGAGCAGUACCUGUUCACACGCGAGCAGCUCUUUGACAGGAUGUGUGUGAUGCUCGGAGGACGCGUGGCGGAGCAGGUGUUUUUCGGCAAAAUCACUACAGGUGCUCAGGACGACCUGAGAAAAGUCACCCAGUCUGCGUAUGCUCAGAUCAUGCAGUUUGGAAUGAGCGAGUCGGUGGGUCAGAUGGUGUUCGAUGUGCCGCAGCAGGGCGAGCUGGUGUUGGAGAAACCUUACAGCGAGGCCACAGCCGAACUCAUAGAUGAGGAAGUGCGCUCUCUCAUCAGCAAGGCCUUCGAGAGAACGCACCAACUCGUCACCGAGAAACGAGAGCUGGUGGAGAAGGUGGGGAAGCGUCUUCUGCAGAACGAAGUCCUCGACAAAGCGGACAUGGUGGAACUGUUGGGCCCGAGGGCGUUUGGAGAGAAAUGCACCUAUGAGGAGUUUGUGGAGGGGACCGGCAGCAUUGACGAGGACACUAGUCUACCCGAGGGCCUGAAGGACUGGGACAAGGACGGCGACAAUGCAGCACAAGGAGUUUAUAUACCUGUAGCAUGAACAGUGCUCCAGGGAGCUGGAAAAGACAAAAACGCACGACGGGGCAUGAUCACAGCCGAGCGCAAAGGGCGCAUUCACUUUAAUUCCUUCUUCUGUGUUUGAUUUUCUAUGUUAGGGAGAAGGAAGUGUUUUCUGGACUGAGACGAGGACCCGAGAAGGAGGUCCAAGCUCACACGUCAAAGCAUUAAAGGAGAUGCAGGGACCGGGAUCUUCUCAGACUCGGCACGGGACAUCUUUUACCUUCAUGUGGUCAGAGGUGAAGAUCUCAGAAACACUGAAAGAUGACUAGCUUGACCACCGAAAAUCACACAUGAGAAACCUUCUAUACGUGAACUAACUUCUUGUGAAUUUUCAUACAUAAGUUCGUUCACGCCGAUAACGUUUUUGCACACGUUAGAGUCGUAUGCUAUGGUGUCCACCAGGCGCCUAAAAGCUCCAGUGUUCUUCCCAGUCCCAUGUUUUUGGUUCUGCCAAAAUCUUUUUCCUGGGCGAGUAGCGAGAGUGAUGUAAUAACAUAUCUACUAGCAGUUAUCUAGCUUUGAAUUAAUACAGAUUAAGGGAAAUAAACGUGUUUAUGGUUCUUUUCUUUAAACAGGUUCUAAUGUAGCACAAGAUUUGCGUGAACUUGUUUUUGCUUUACUUAUAACAGAACGUCACUGCUUUGCCAGCACGCACCAGACGUGGUGAUCUACCAUUAUCCAGAUCGCAUUUUUAAGUUUUAUUUACGAGUAGGAAUUUUUUUUUUGUUAGUAACCCAGGUGCAAAAUCACUUCAGAGAGCCUGGCUCCUUUUUUUUUUUUUUUUUUUUUAAACAUGAUUCAGGUCAAAAAGAGUAGGUCAUCAUUACUCCUCAGGAUCCUCUUCAGUAAAGUGAUAAGAUAUUCUGUCUAGCUCAUUUCUCAAUAUAAGUAAUAUACAAUAUAUGUAUAAAAGUAUUUCGAUAAGUGAAUUUUCCAGCCAUAUGUGGUUCCAUCUCAAACUGUUACCACAAACUCAGAGGCACACAAUUGUACAGGAUGACUUUUGGAUGCUUUAGCCUCAAAAUUUGCCUUCACUUGAGCCUGAAAACUGUUCAUGCAUGCUCUUCUGGGAAGAAUGGAGCUCAUUAUAACAGAAAAUGGGGAUUAAAUGUGAAAUAGGAUGUUAAAAAUGCACAUACCAAACUUUUGGUCAGGUGUCCACAAAUUUUUGUUCGUAUAGUGUAUUUUGCUUCUGAUAGCUGCUUACCCUUUUGGUGCUUUUUCUAUUUCAUACAAGUCUCCAAAAUCAGACCAAGUGACCAGCAUCUCCUGAGUGAAAUUUGGCGGACGUUUUUUGCCGCUUUUUUGUGAGAAUCGUGACGUGAAAUCAGAAGCGUCAGGAAAUUAAACACUGGGUUUGUUUUUGAAAAACUGUGUUGUGAUUGGUUGGUAAUUUUUAUUGACAAUUUAGAAUCAGGAUUUAGCCUUUUUAGCCUAACGAUCUCCAUUUUCCUUCAAAUAGCAUUUGUGCAAUACGGUUAUUCUGAAUGUACAAGGCUGCAAUUCGGAUACAAAUCCAUUGCAUAUUGUCAUAAUUGGACAAGACAUGAAUCUUCCUCCGAGUUGCUCUGUUUUCUCCCACCUCCUAGAAAUAUGAUGUUUCAGGAUUGACUGCACUAAAUUUCCUGGUACAAGUGUGUGUGUGUGUGUGUGUGUGUGUGUGUGUGUGUGUGUGUGUUUCAGGGAUGCAAACUUUUGGUCUGGUGGUGUAACAUUUAGGUUGCAUAUUGCAAUAAAAGGUUAUUUAGUUUUGUAAAUAGAUUAAAUACAAAAUAAAAAUUUUUGCACUCGGCCGUAUCCUUCGACAUUUUUGUCGUCUAUUCGUUUAUAGACUUUAUAUCGGAUUUUGCCGAAACACUGAAGUGAAUGCAGAUGUUUUAUUUAGGAGCGGAUUGUGGAACACAGCUUCUCGCUGUUGUGACCUGUUUGUUUGUGCUGUGAUCUACAUACUGUAUUUUUUUUAUUAUUCGUUUUUUUUUUCGAAACAAUGAUGCAUAUUGUACCGAAUAAAAUUUAACAUCCAUUAUGGAGCUCUGCAGCUUCUCUGGAUUAAAACUGAAUCUGGAAAUGA